AUGAUCCACAGACCCUCGUCCUCUCGUACUAUUCUAUCUGCUUGCUUGUGUCUUGUUUCACUUCUCUGUAUCCACUUGUUGUUUUUCACACAUGACAACAACAACAACCAUUCAGUCCUUGCCAACUUUCAUCAAUUCAUUCCAGAUAACGGAAUUUGGGAACAAUAUUAUUUUCAUUUGAAACGUGACUGUUCAGAUCCACCUCUCGCAGUUACUUUGGAUCGAAUGAAUUAUUGUGGAUAUAUUUAUGGUGAUUAUUGCAUUACGAGUUGCACUCAAAAAACCAAAACAUUGAAAUACCAUUGUGAUCCAACUUGUAGUGAUUGUGAAUAUGACUCCCUCGAAAAGGCAAGCUAUGGAACUUGUGAAGUUGUUGAAGACAACCAAGAUCUCAAUGAAAUUGUGAAAUCAAGACUAAGAUUGUCCACGAGUCAACAACGAGGUGGAAAUUAUAAAUAUCAGGCCAUUCGUUCCGUAUGUGGACCUGUUGAUUUGGCCUAUUUCACUAAAAUGGUCCCAUCCAUGUUGUGGAACGUGUUUUUUGAUUCAAGAAAUGGCACAUCCUCUACUAGUAUUACAAUUCCCUUGUCCACAACUAGUGCAGGCAAUAAGGUGGAAGAAAGAAAAUGUUUGAAAUCUCUUGGUGCUCGUGGAGAAGUGAUUAAUAUGUGCAACAAUAUGGAUGGAACGGAAUGGAGAAAUAUUGUAUGCAAUUCUACAUAUUCCACGAGAACAAAUUAUAAUCAAGCUCAAUGUAGUGGUGGUGUGAAAUUUCAAUAUUCUGUGAAAUUGAAUGAGUGCAAUGAAAAGUUUGGAAUGUUCAUUUGUGAUGAAAAGAAUUAA
Molecule: messenger RNA, 843 nt
Organism: Naegleria lovaniensis
Lineage: Eukaryota; Heterolobosea; Eutetramitea; Acrasida; Naegleriidae
Exons: 1
Coding region: 1-843 (280 amino acids)
Source: RefSeq, a predicted model, not a curated record